Messenger RNA from Scatophagus argus, 2848 nucleotides. It is a transcript of the gene tasp1, whose product is annotated as taspase, threonine aspartase, 1. The transcript has 14 exons. Gene Ontology annotation, molecular function: threonine-type endopeptidase activity. The record is from RefSeq and is a predicted model, not a curated record. Gene Ontology annotation, biological process: protein maturation. The coding region runs from base 259 to 1536 and encodes 425 amino acids. NCBI's taxonomy places the organism in Eukaryota, Metazoa, Chordata, Actinopteri, Scatophagidae.
CGCACUUCCUUAGCAACGUGUAUCUGAACCAGGAAGUACUUUUGUAUGCUCUGGCUAGCUAGCUGUUGUUAGCACAGAGGAGUGAAAGUGUGUGACAGCAAAGUUUGCCUCACUUACAUUUAUGAGUCCAGCUGCCGUUUAUGUGUGUUAAACACGUGUCGGGUAACGUCGCGGUUAGCACGCAGUUCUGUCGCUGGUAGGAGCGGAGUGAAAAUUGUGUGCCGUGAAAAUGAUUUCCUUACCACUGUCUGAUAGGCAAUGAUAGGCUUGUCAAGUUAUGCAGGGGUUAUGGAAAGUCUAAUGAAUUCUGCUGAAGAGCAGCAACCCCCCUCUCCCCUGGCCAACUCAUGGUCCAAAAAACAAGAAUCAAGCAAGAAUCAAAAGCCAAAAGUUGUUGGUGGAUUUGUUUUAGUGCAUGCAGGAGCAGGUUACCAUUCUGAAUCUAAAGCCAAGGAGUACAAGCAUGUGUGCAAAAGAGCCUGCCAGCGAGCUGUGGACCGGCUCAAGGCUGGUGCACUUGCAGUGGAAGCUGUGGCUGCAGCACUGAUUGAGCUUGAGGACUCUCCUUUUACAAAUGCUGGAAUGGGCUCCAACCUUAAUUUGUCAGGGGAGAUUGAGUGUGAUGCUAGUAUCAUGGAUGGGAAGUCACUGCAAUAUGGCGCCGUAGGGGCUAUUAGUGGUAUUAAGAACCCAGUCUUAGUUGCAAAUCGUCUACUGAGUGAAGCACAGAGAGGGAAACUAUCAGCUGGCAGAAUACCCCCCUGCUUUUUAGUGGGGCGAGGAGCGCAUGAUUGGGCAGUCAGCCAUGGAAUAUCACCAUGUCCUUCAGAGAAAAUGGCCACCAAAUUCAGUUUAUCUGCAUACAAGAGGAACAAGCGAAAGAUGGAGCUUGCAGAAAAAAUUGACACAGGAUAUAAUCAGAGAAAGAAAAGACGACAAUCAAGUGAAACUGAAAACGGUUCAGGGUGCCUCGACACAGUUGGAGCCGUUGUGGUAGACCUGGAAGGGAAUGUAGCUGCAGCGGUGUCCAGUGGAGGCCUGGCCAUGAAACAUCCUGGCAGGGUUGGCCAGGCUGCUCAUUAUGGAUGUGGCUGCUGGGCUGAAAACGCCUGUAAUAUGAAUCCUUACUCUACAGCAGUGAGUACCUCAGGCUGUGGAGAGCAUCUGAUGCGCACCAUGCUGGCACGGGAAUGUUCUGCUGCCAUGCAGUCUGAAGAUGCCCACCAAGCGCUGCUGGAGGCUAUGCAAACUAAGUUCAUCAGCUCACCCUUUCUGGCCAGCGAAGAUCGCGUAUUGGGUGGAGUAAUUGUCUUGCGCUGCUGCAGAUGUGCGGAAGCUCCGCCAUCUCAAAAUAUUCAGGGUAUACUGGUGGAGUUCCUAUGGAGUCACACCACAGAGAGCAUGUGUGUUGGCUACAUGUCUGCCCAAGAUAGCAAAGCAAAGACACACAUAUCCAGAUUACCACCUGGGACUGUUCCUGGACAGUGUUUGGCCAUCGAGGGAGGUGUGUGUCGACUGAUGAGUGUAGUGGAGUGAGCUGCAUUUAACCUCCUUUAGGCUUCUUCAGCAAUACUCCAAUAUAAACCCUUCCACCCACCACCCACAAAAACAAACACACCACAUGCACCACACGCACCUCCCCAGUACUCUUGUGAUGCAAGAAGUGAUAAGCUUUAGCUGUUUUAACAGGUGCCCGGGAAGAAGGAAGCAGUGUUAGCUUCUACUUAGUGCACUUACAGGACUUCCCUUUGCUACCGUCUGCCUCCAGCAUGUACUCUAUGCCAACUUACCCCCCUGCUGUCCAGUGUCACCUGGAUUAGACUUGACCCACCAUUGCCUUGAUGUACCUUUUCUUCCUUUGUUACUCUUUUCCAACUAAAAGUGGCAUUCUUCCUUUUGUAUAUAAGCUAUGAUUUAGGAAAACAGGGUGGAUGUUCAUGUGGUUUUGUUUUGUUGAACAGAUGUGACUAUUUUCAAAUAUUUAGGAAUUUCAAAUUCAAGAUGUUACUUUGUUCUUACAAACACAAGUCAAAAAAAGAUGUCAGGUGAGACCCUGUGGAAUGCCUACUUCUCAAGAUAAUUGUUAUGAAUGAAGCAUUUAUAGCUAUGUGAGCUGAACAGCGAUGAUAAAAGCUAUUUACAAUGUUAACACGUACAGAUCAACUUCAUGUGCUCGUACAAAUAUAUUGUCAUUAAUCCUCCAGCGUACCAUAUAAUGUAGCAUAACAUGCAUCGUAGAUGCCCAUGACUUUUAUGACCAUUUCAGCCAUAGAAUGCUUUGCUUUGAUUGUUUGGAAAUGUGAAUACAUAAAUAUUGCAUGUACAAAAUCUGCAGUAAGCCACUUAAACUCUUACACAGACGCAGAGUUUAUCAAGAGGCAGGAAGCUAUGCACUUCCAGAGUGAUGCUGAUACACACACACAUAUAUAUAUAUAUAAAUAGUGCUCAGGUAGCAGCAUUUGAUCUCACCACCAAUCAUGACUGUUAGUCCUCAUUUAAAAGUUGCAGUUUAUAUUUCUAUAGUUACAUAGACAGAGCCGUGUAUUUUCUUGCUAAAAAGAGGACAGGUAAAAACUCAUUUGUAUGCAUCAAGCCCAUGAAAUGGUGCUUUUGAGAAUUGUACUUGAAAGGUGUAAAGGUCUAAAUUCUUUUAGAUUAUCGGUUCCUCUGGUUUUGCUGUUUCACUUAGCCACUGCUAAGAAUUCCAGUCUCAACAAAACCGUAAUAGAGCUUGUUUAUUCUUUACUUGAAAAUGCAUCUAAUAUAAAAUGGUAUAAGCUAUUGAAAUGGUAAUAUGUGUACAGCUCUCCACAAUGCUCAAAAAGUAAAUAAAAUCUAUGUUGCUACA